Seminavis robusta is the source of this 717-nucleotide messenger RNA. The record is from the annotation of a GenBank genome assembly. NCBI's taxonomy places the organism in Eukaryota, Bacillariophyta, Bacillariophyceae, Naviculales, Naviculaceae.
AUGUCGGAGUACGUUGGCUUGCUCAUGGAUACUGCCGGCAAAGACCUCUGGGAGGUCUACCGGAACCACCCAUAUUUGGCUGUCCACCCUUGGCAAGAGCUCCAGUCAAUCCUGGGGGCUUUCUUGAAGCCGGCUACCAAUGCUACUUUGUAUGCCUCGGUUAUUGCUGGCACCGGAGUGCAGUACGAGAAUUUCCUAGGGGCUAUUGCCACAGCUGACUCUCACAUCCACGACCUUCGUGCCAUCCUGAAUGGUAGUGGGCUAGGUAAAUUCGAUGGCCUACCCACGUGCUCCACUUGGUUUCCUGAUGCUCGGGGCAAACCCUUGCAGAUCCCCAGGAACCAGAACCAGAACCCAGAUAGGGUCCGUGGAGGAGAUCCAACCCCACAGAAGCGGCAGAAGACUGCCGACCCGGGAGACAACGAUCGCAAGAAGUUGUUGGGAAUGCUUACGUUUGAUACGGCUAUUGCUGGGACCAACCGACUACCUAUGGUGACUGCCCGUGCAAAGAAACGUGGGUCUAGAACCCCUGAGCGCCUAUGCAUGAAGUUUCUUACAAAAGGGUAUUUCUGUGGAGGUGGACCCGAGUGCAAGAUGCCUCACAUCAUCAAUCUUGACCAGCUCAAUCCAGACAACCAGAAAAAGCUUGUUGACUUUGUGAAAAACCAGCCCGGUCUGGGCUGGGCAGAAGGGAAGGCGCCUGCUGGUGAGACCUAG